AUGCGCGAAGGCGAGCCGGAGGAGGUCCAGCUGCGCCCUCCUGCCCGCGUACUGCGCGACCAUGAGCGGGGCGAGGACGCGUACGAGAUGGUAAGGCGGGUAUAUUCGCAGUGCCUGUGGCUCGGAGAGGCGCACACGCCGCUGCGGGCGUUUCUGGAGCUGCUGGAAUCGGUACAGAGCGGCGCCUAUCAUCUCGUGCAUCUCGUGCGCACGCCUGCCGAGAUCCGCGCGCGCUUCCCUGCGUGGGCUCGCGAGAGGCUCUUGGACAUGCACGAAAAAAGGGGCGAGUCGUCUGUGCCCCAUGACCACGAGGCGGCGGCGAUGCACGCUGCACUGACCUUGGGUCCACUGGCGCGUACCUUGCCACAGGAUCCGAGCGCGCUGGCGCAGUUUGUACAUGCGAUGCACUGCAGAGAGGUCCAGCUGCAGCUCGUGCUCCUUGCGUGGCUCCUCGCCAGGAAACGCCAUGGCGAUCCGCACUUGGCGCACGAAGGCGAGGCGCCCAAGGCGAAACGGAAAUCGUCCAAACCACGGCGCUGGACGGGCAUGGCGCCUGCGCUUCCGUUUUCAUUUCUAUGGGACACGAAAAAGAGCCGCAAAGGGCGGGCGGACCAAAAAAAUACCGGCGACCGGCCAGAGGGAGCGGAAGACGAAGCGGCACGCGCAGCGACCGACUCGCCAAUCUCGGAGGUGUCGACGCCAGGCGAGGCACCGAACAGCGCGUCGGAUGCCGUGCAGCCCGAAUCAGCGCCUGGCAUUUACUGGGACCUGCUCGGCGACCAGUUGUGCCUCUUGCAGUGCGCGCCUACGUCCUCGGCUGGCGUCAUGUACGGCUCUGCCGCACACAUUCGCCCUGUGAAUGACGAGCGCGACGAGGCGCAGUGGCUCUGUGCAUCGGUCCUGGAGCCGGUCUUUUCGAGCACCCUCCCGAAAGAGUGUGCCCGUCUGCGAACCAAGUGCUUUGGCCCCGGCCCGGUCGCUACGCCUGCCCCCCGCCGCCUAAAGCGCACGACUUCUGCGCCGAGCACGCAGCCCGUUGACAAAAAAGAGCCGCUGCCUACGCUGCGUACCGAGGAACGCACCAUGAUCCGCGCCGACCGCAAGCAGCGCGAAGUGGUGAUGCCACGACAGCUCAAGCGCAGCACGAGCGUAAGCGCAGCACCGGCGGCCGCGCCUCCCAAUAAGCGCAAGCGGCCGGCGAGCCGGUGGGGCGCGGCGGCCGAAGGGCAUACACUUGUCUGUGCGACGCCCGAGAAGCCGAAGCAGCUUGUGCCCCAAAAUCCCGACCGCGUCACGUUUCCCCGAGCCGACGUCGCCGGGUGA
Messenger RNA from Malassezia japonica, 1323 nucleotides. RefSeq lists its product as uncharacterized. Lineage: Eukaryota; Fungi; Basidiomycota; Malasseziomycetes; Malasseziales; Malasseziaceae. The coding region runs from base 1 to 1323 and encodes 440 amino acids. The record is from RefSeq and is a predicted model, not a curated record. The transcript is spliced from 4 exons.